CCCCUCCGCCCGGAGGAGCAUCUCCACAAAUGGCUUCCCUUUAGGUAGAGGACAAGAGGCCUAGGCCCGGGGGGCCAGGGGAGGAUGGUGAGCCCCUGGCGUUUGUCAGUCAGGGUCUGCUUGUCACACUUAAGAUACUUGGAGCUCAGGAAGGAACUUGGCCUUUCCAGACCCCUGGGAUGCUCUCGCAAUGCCAGACUAUGUUGGUUUCUGCUAGGUACUUUGCCCAAAUUCAUCUCAGCUCACGGGAAUGUUGGAGAAGGGGAGCCUGGCAGCUUGUACCAGCGAAAGACCCCUUGGAGUGACCUGGCUGAAAAUGGACUGGUGGGGAAGGUGGCCCAAACUGGGCGUCUAGGUCGCGUCUUACUGUGUCUCCGCCUAGGGCUCCGCGCUGGAGUUCUCUUGGCGAAAUUCUUUCCCCUCCUCUUCUUGUACCCUCUCACCUAUCUGGCGCCUAGCCUCUCCACCCUCUGGCUCCGUCUGCUUUUGAAAGCUACGGAGACCUCAGGCCCAACCUAUAUCAAACUGGGCCAGUGGGCCAGCACCCGGCGCGAUCUCUUUUCAGAAGAUUUCUGUGCCCAGUUCUCCAAGCUGCAUGUCCAGGUGACCCCCCACCCUUGGGCCCGCACGGAAUACUUACUCCAGCAGGCCUUUGGGGAGGAUUGGGGAAGCCUCCUCUUUUUUGAGACCCAGGAACCUGUGGGUUCAGGUUGUGUGGCCCAAGUGUAUAAAGCGUUCGCCAGUACUGCCUUGCUGGAGAAGGACAGACUCUGGGGACCUGUCACUCAGCUGUCCCCAGGAACUGGGACUGUCGGGAUGCAGAGGGAGCCCUUUGUCAACGGGUGGACAUCUUCAGAAAACCUUGCCGAUGAAGCAUUUCUAGAAAAGCUGCUUCUCCCUAAAGCUGACUUUGUUAGGUCAGAAGUGGGCACAGCUCAGGCUCCUGGCCACGCACCUAAGUCACACCAGCUCAUCCCAGUGGCAGUGAAAGUGCUACACCCUGGCUUGCUCUCUCAGGUGCACAUGGAUUUACUACUGAUGAAGCUUGGCAGCCAAGCCCUGGGGCUUUUACCAGGUGUCAAAUGGCUUAGCUUGCAUGAGAUUGUGGAGGAAUUUGAGAAGCUCAUGGUCCAACAGAUAGACCUGCGCUAUGAAGCUCGCAAUCUGGAACACUUUCAGCACAACUUCCAGAACAUGACGUCCGUGAAGUUCCCCACCCCGCUGCACCCCCUCAUUACCAGGGACAUACUGGUGGAGACGUACGAAGAGAGUGUCCCAGUGUCCAGCUACCAGCAGGCAGGAAUUCCCGCCGACCUCAAGAGGAAGAUCGCUCAGCUGGGGAUCAACAUGCUGCUGAAGAUGGUAUUUGUGGAUAACUUUGUGCAUGGAGACCUUCACCCUGGGAACAUCCUGGUCCAGGGUGCUGAUGGAUUGUCCCCAAGCCUGCAGAUGCAACAGCAGCAGGAGAACGUCUGUGACACACUGGUGGCUACCAUAGCACCUGCCCUGUGCCCACUGCGCCUGGUGUUGUUGGAUGCUGGCAUCGUGGCAGAGUUGCAGGCUUCAGACCUGAGGAAUUUCAGGGCAGUUUUCCUGGCUGUAGCGAUGGGGCAGGGCCACAGGGUGGCUGAGCUCAUCCUGCAUCAUGCUCGAGCCAAUGAGUGCAAGGAUGUGGAAAAGUUCAAAGCUGAGAUGGCUACGCUGGUGACCCAGGCCAGGAAGGACACUAUCACACUGGAGAAGCUUCAUGUGUCCAGCCUCCUGUCCAGUGUCUUUAAGCUAUUGAUGACCCAUAAGGUAAAGCUCGAGAGCAACUUUGCUUCCAUUGUGUUCGCCAUCAUGGUGCUGGAGGGGCUCGGCCGCUCCCUGGACCCCACGCUGGACAUCCUGGAGGCUGCGAAGCCUUUCCUUCUCAAAGGGCCGUCAUCCUCCUGAGCAUGGCAGUGGGCAUACAGUGAAGGCAGAUCCCGAGGGUCUGUCCUUUGGCAGCUGAGACGUUUAAACUUGAGAUGUGUGGCAAAAACACCACUACUUUCCCAGUGACCUAGCUUCAGGGUCUGUUUUUAAAAACUUUGGGUUAUUUUAGGGCAUAAAGGGCGAGAAGCUGAAACUGGUGCCAGAGACACUACCUCAGGAAAAGUAUCCUGCAGAAGAGGACAAAAUACAGUUACUUAUUUUGUUUUUCUGUUUUCUUUUUUAAAGUGGUGUG
Molecule: messenger RNA, 2209 nt
Organism: Acomys russatus (golden spiny mouse)
Lineage: Eukaryota; Metazoa; Chordata; Mammalia; Rodentia; Muridae
Gene: Adck2
Product: aarF domain containing kinase 2
Exons: 8
Coding region: 85-1935 (616 amino acids)
Cellular component (GO): mitochondrion
Source: RefSeq, a predicted model, not a curated record